Molecule: messenger RNA, 3375 nt
Organism: Microplitis mediator
Lineage: Eukaryota; Metazoa; Arthropoda; Insecta; Hymenoptera; Braconidae
Gene: Pdzd8
Product: PDZ domain-containing protein 8
Exons: 7
Coding region: 287-3235 (982 amino acids)
Biological process (GO): mitochondrial calcium ion homeostasis
Cellular component (GO): mitochondria-associated endoplasmic reticulum membrane contact site
Molecular function (GO): protein binding; lipid binding
Source: RefSeq, a predicted model, not a curated record
GUCUUAUCUUCUACCGAUAAGAUGGCUGCCUAUUUUACUGAUUGAGAAAAUGGCGGAGGCGUAGAAUCAAAAAUGGCGGAAAAAUCAAUACAGUUCGUAAUAAAUGUAAUAAAUACGAAUUUACCCCUUCUUAAAUUUUUAUAAUAAAAAAAAAAAAAAAGUAGUUUCUAGUACAAAUUAGUAGAAUUUAUUACAAAGUAAUAGAAGCAAUAAUUAAAAAAAUAACUAAGUAGUGAAAAAAAAGUACUUAUGGAUUUAAUGAGUCAUUAAAUGUUGUCCAAUUACUAUGGACUUAUUUUUAAUGUUAAUUCUGGCUGUGUUUAUAUUUGUAUGUGGAAUAAUAUGUACGUUAGUUAUAGAAUUUUAUAUAUUGAAAAAAUAUUUCGAAUAUGGUCCGGCAUCAAAAUUGACAGAAAAAAUAACAACGUCAUAUGGAAAAGCCGAAUUACCUGACGAAUUGAUUAAAUCAAUAAACGAUGAGCUUAAAGAAAAAACAAGCUCGUCGUCUACUGGCACUAGGGGACACUAUCCGUCUCAGGGUAAUGAAAACUUGGCAAUUAAUUUGACUCUCCAGUUUUUAUUCAAUGAACUUAAAAAUGCUGAGCGGGUCAGGCUGUGGUUAUACAGAAAGUUGAAUAAUGAGUUCAAGGAAUUGUUGACGCAGACAACUACUGGAAGGUUGUUUGACAGUGUUCAGCUCCGAGAUCUGAACCUCGGCAGCCAGUUUCCAACGAUCAAAGGUCUUGAAGUAGCAGCCGCGGUGAUUGACAAAGACACUGGACUCCUCGAAACCUUAGACCUGGCCUUAGACCUUCACUACUCCGGGAACUUCCAGCUUUCAAUAGACGUAAAAAUGCUUUUGGGUAAAACCGCAUAUCUAUUUCUUCAAGUAAAGCAGAUUUCAGGCAAAGCACGUCUGCAAUUCACCCGAAUCCCUUACACCCACUGGUCCCUUAGUUUCUACACGGAGCCCGUCCUCGAACUCGAAGUCCAGUCUCAUUUCCAAGGCCGUCAGCUUCAACCUCAAAUAGUUUCUCUUAUAAUCGGUCAAAUUAGACGAGCAAUUCGUCGCAAACACACGUUACCUCGUUAUAAAAUGCGAUACAAGCCAUUUUUCCGUCGCCUAAACGACGAGGACAUUGACCUGACUGACGUAGUCAAUGUCCAGCUUACUCCAGGACACCUAGAUGUCGUUCUGGUUGAAAUCAGCCGCCUCAAUCUGGCCCAGAGUAAUCUGACCCUCGACGAUUUAUCUCUAGUCGAAAUUUACUGUACCAUUAGCGUCGAUUCCACUCCCUGGGUCUACUUAACUCAAUAUGGCGGCGUUCCUUACAUGGUCCUCGACUUGAUUAUCAGCAAGACGACAAAUCAUCAACUAGGAGUCGUUUUCAAGCAAGAAACGGUACCAGAAAUUGGCCAAAAUUGUGUUGUAGUUGAAAAUAUUGUCACUGGAAGUCCAGCGGCGAUUGCUGAAAUGCGCAAGGGAGACAUUUUGGUAUCAGUUGAUGGUAAAAAAGUUUCAAAUAUGAAUCAAGUUGGGAAAUUUGUUAAAAAUGCUGCUCAAAGACGUUUUAUUAUAAGAGUUGAACGUAAAUAUUUAAAAAUUGACUUGGAUCGAUUCAAUUGUGGAUUAAAAUCUGAAGAUGAUGGACUACAUCAUCAUUUUCCAGCAACUGCGCAUACGUCAAAUGUCACUGCGCAGCCAUAUCAUGGUAACAUGGCGCCAUUUUGUGUUACUGCACAUGGAUUAGGAAAAGGAAGUAAACAUGAGCCACAAAUAAAAUUUUCUGAUUUAAAAGAACAUCAUUCGGAUAAUGAGACUCCGAUGGAGCGAGGAGACACGGGAAUUAAAUUAUUCCGUCGACGCAAAAGCAGCGUCCAUGUACCUGAAGACUCACCGGCACUUGAGCCAUUGAGUAGACGAAUAUCGACGAUAAGCAACCAGUCGACUGGAUCGAGCAACGCUUGGUCCGACGAGCCAUUGACGAUAAAUGAUCUCACCUCGAUGACCAAAGAGAAGGCUUACGCCUCGACGAUAACCUUCGAGGAGACGAGAACCUUUCAGAUUGAGUCCGAGUUCCAGUACUUGAACGUCGGAGUCUGGGCGAGACAUAGGGGAGGUGAUACGGCGCCGAAAAUUGUCGGGUAUCUUAAUGUGCCUAUGAAACUGGUGCUGAGUCAGUGCUCAACCUCCACCACGGGAUUUUAUUUGAAACCGCAUCCGCUGCUUCCACCGGACACAGCUUCAUUUGCAACACUUAAUUCUAAAUUACAAGGAUACUCAGGAUUUGAUCCAAGUCUGUGUUAUGGUGACAUUUUGUUGUCUUACCGAUGGACAUCUAGUCAAUCGAAACGUCGCAAUGCCAGUGGAGAUUCGAGUAAAAAAGAAGAAGUUAAAAACACUGCAGCUUUUGCUGGUGGUGAUACUGCUGAUAAAAAAAGCCAUGAUUUUAUACGCACGCAUUUUCAUCGUGCGACUCACUGUGAUUUCUGUUCAAAAAAGAUCUGGCUAAAAGACGCAACUCAGUGCCGAGACUGUGGAAUGGUCUGUCACAAAAAAUGUCAAACCCGCUGCCAAACCUCAACCGCCUGCGGAGCCGAAAGUCUAACAAAUUUAGCGUUCGAAGUCGACGAGCUGACGACUGAGGGCUCAGCGAAUUCUUCGCUUAGCGGAGACAUAAAUCCCGAAAUAUCAUUAACAAGUUGUGAUGAAAACGUUCAGGGAGUGGCUGUGAAGGCUUCUGCGAUAGCUAACACCUUGCUGGGACUUAAGAAAGCCGGUAGUACCAGUAACUUGGCCCCACCGACGUCUUCAGGUGGCUUGGGCUCACGCAGUCUCCCGCCAAGUCCUUGUGCCAGUCGUAAGAAUUCAUUAGUAGGUGGAUUAGGAAUAAGUCCAGAUUUACUUGAAGGGGCAGAACCGAGUGUAGCAAGUCCUCUUAUAGCUGGAGAUUUAAAUGACGGUCUAAUGUCUCAUGCCAAAGAAACGGGUAAAUUUUUGUACUGUGACCUGGAGCCAAAUGAGCGAAUUGAAAAAUUGAAUUUUAUGAUGGGAAAAUUGAAAGCUGCAUUGGACGUGGAAACAAAUUCUAGACACGAAUUGUCACAGUCAAAUGACUCUGACAGUGGAAAAUUAAUUGCACAGAGUGAUUUACGUGUUCAAGCACUUUCUGUAUUACUGUUACACUAUUGUGCGGGCCUACAACAUGCCCAAGAGUUCAAAAAAACGGCCUAAAAUUAUAAAAUGCUUUUUCGUCAAUUUUAAAAAAUAAAUAUGUCAAUUGCAAAUAAUAAUUGCACUGUUGCACCAAAGAACACCAAAUAUAAGCUUUAUAAAAUAUUGUGUUUAUGCACAUUGUAAAAAAUAUUAAAUGU